Leptopilina heterotoma is the source of this 1252-nucleotide messenger RNA. It is a transcript of the gene Daao2, whose product is annotated as D-aspartate oxidase. The coding region runs from base 158 to 1186 and encodes 342 amino acids. Gene Ontology annotation, molecular function: D-amino-acid oxidase activity; FAD binding. Lineage: Eukaryota; Metazoa; Arthropoda; Insecta; Hymenoptera; Figitidae. The transcript has 7 exons. The record is from RefSeq and is a predicted model, not a curated record.
AGAAGGAAAGACAUCCACUCUGUUAAAUUUAAAAAAUAGAAUUUCUCUUUGCAAAUUUAGUGGUUUUUUCAUUUUUUUUUAGUGCAAAUAGUGUAAAAAUUUCAAUGUUCUCUAAAUUAUUAUAAUAAAUUUGUUUUGAAAAAUUAAAAAAAGAAAAAUGAAAAUUGCAAUUGUGGGUGCUGGUGUCAUUGGAAUGACAUCGGCGGUGGCAAUAAAAAAUGCAUUUCCCGAGGCGAAUGUUACAGUUUUUGCGGAUUCAUUUACACCAAAUACAACAGGCGACGGAAGUGCUGGACUUUGGGGACCUUAUGUUCUCGGCGAUACUUCUGAUGAAAAUAUUGUACGAUGGGCGGGAGAUACUCACAAGUGGAUGGAACAAUUUUGGAAAAGUCCCUUGGCACUUGAGGUUGGAAUUUCGUUAACGCCAAUAUUUCGAUUCACAAAUGACCCUAAAGGAUAUUCGAAACCAUGUUGGGUACCUCUCGUUUAUGGCUCUCAAGAAUUAAGUCAAGACGAAUUGAAGAGGAUCAACAAAGAAUAUAAAUCAAGCUACACAGGCGGAUGGCAAUUUUUGUCCUACACGUGCGAGCCAACAAAACUAUUACCAUGGUUGAUGAAAACAUUUAAAUCACAGUCUGGGAAAAUUGUGAGGAGAAAAAUUAACACACUCGACGAAUUGAAAAGGGAAAAAUAUAAUGUCAUCGUAAAUUGUAGUGGUUUAGGGGCUCGUGAACUUGCAAAGGACCCUCAAGUUACGCCUGUCAGAGGUCAAGUGUCCAGGGUAAAUGCUUCGUGGAUAUUUCACACAUUACUGGAAGAUAAUGAUGGUGGAAAUUAUAUCAUUACCAAUUUAGAAAGCGUGAUUUUAGGGGGUACCAAGCAAAAGAAUGAUUUUUCUCUUUCAAUACGGGAAGAGGAUUCAAAAUUUAUUCACGAUGGAUGUACUCGAAUGAUUCCUGCUCUAAAAACAAGUGAAAUUUUAACAGAAUGGGUUGGACUGAGACCAGGACGACCACAAAUUCGAUUGGAAGUUGAAUUUGAAAAUAAUAAAAAUUCGCAAGAUUUUGCGAUAAUACACAACUAUGGACAUGGAGGAAGUGGCGUUACAUUGUGCUGGGGAUGCGCGUUAAAUGUGGUAGAAAUUUUGAAAAAUUUAAAUUUUACAAAUUAUAAAUCAAAACUCUAAAUAUAUAUUUUUUCUGUGUUUGAAAAAAUUACAAAUAGAAAUUUGUAAAUUCUAUUAUUUCUAUUA